This is a messenger RNA of Toxotes jaculatrix (banded archerfish), 3656 nucleotides long. Its product is annotated as homeobox protein Dlx3b-like. Bases 377 to 1372 code for a protein of 331 amino acids. Gene Ontology annotation, molecular function: DNA-binding transcription factor activity, RNA polymerase II-specific; RNA polymerase II cis-regulatory region sequence-specific DNA binding. The transcript has 3 exons. Gene Ontology annotation, biological process: epithelial cell differentiation; regulation of transcription by RNA polymerase II; embryo development. NCBI's taxonomy places the organism in Eukaryota, Metazoa, Chordata, Actinopteri, Toxotidae. The record is from RefSeq and is a predicted model, not a curated record.
UAUGCGCUCUGGUGCAGGCCCGAGGAGAGGCUUACUGGAGGUUUCUGUGGGGAGAAGAGGGAGCCAGACAGGCGACAGUCAGCGCUGUCUUGGCCUCAGGGCAGAGGCAGGGAGCGAGCAGGCGAACCAAUGAGAAGGAGACAUCCACUCCCCUCAGUCCUGCCCGGCUUGGCUCAGCUCGGCGCGCCCUGUAAUUAGGAGCUCUAGUUGGGUUGGGCGCCGCCACGGUGGACAGCCUGGCUGCUGCGUCAAGGGAGUUUGGGAACGCCAGCUCCAGACUGCGUGUGGAUUUCUGAACACUGCUGGUUUCAGAGUUUAGAGCAGGAACACAGGAAAAAAAAAAAAGAAAAAAGAAAAAGCAAAAGAAAUCCUGAAAAUGAACGGGCAACCCUCACCUGUGUUCGAGGAGAAGAAACCCUCGCUCCCCGUGGCUGGGAGCUCCAUCUCGGCCACCAAGGAUUCCCCGACCCUGCCGGAGUCCUCAUCCACAGACAUGGGCUUCUACAGCGGCCAGAGCGCGCUCCACGGCUCGCCGGAUUUCUACCCGGCACAGCAGCCGUACUCAGCUCAGCACAUGAACCCGUACGCAUACCACUAUAACUUGAACGGGAUGGCUCCCGGCGGUGCGUACCCUGUUGGCAAGACAGAGUACCCGUACCCUCAUGCAACAUACAGGGAGCACGGUGCGUUCAGCAGGGAGGUGCAGUCAGCGAUGCAGGACAGUGUGAAAGAAGAACCAGACAUGGAGGUUCGGAUGGUCAACGGGAAGCCCAAGAAGGUGCGCAAGCCACGGACCAUCUAUUCCAGCUACCAGCUGGCAGUCCUGCAGAGGAGAUUCCAGUCAGCCCAGUACCUGGCCCUGCCGGAGCGGGCUGAGUUGGCAGCACAGCUGGGCCUCACACAGACACAGGUCAAAAUUUGGUUCCAGAACCGUCGCUCCAAGUUUAAGAAGCUCUACAAGAAUGGAGAGUUUCCACUCGGGGAAAUUCCUCUUGAGCAUAGUCCAGACGCCAGCGAUUCCAUGGCCUGCAACUCUCCUCCAUCUCCAGCUGUGUGGGAAACCAACAGCAACAGUAACAACAAUAACAACAACAGCAGCAGCAACAAUAGCAGCAACAGCAACACAAACAGCAGCGGCAGCAGCAGCAGCGGCGGCAGCAUCAAAAAUAAUGCAAUGCUGGAUCCUACCAGCAGGGGGCAGGGUCCCUAUCAGCCUCCAGUUGAUUCCUCACCCACCUACAUGGGGGAGUAUACACACCAGAACUGGUACCAGCAGCCAGGUGCACAUUUAGGUCUGCCACCGACGGGCCCGACGCACCACACACCAUCAACAGCGCCGUCAGCCACACAGAGUAUGGGAGCCGUUUACUGAAACUCUCAUUUCUGGACUCUGGCUGAACGAUUUGAACGGAGCCCUGUGCUUAAACACCGGGGGGAUUUUAUGGAUGAUGGAGUGGAGCGCUGUUGUGACCAGAAACACCUGACAGUGAUCAUCAGACACGAGUCAUGACUGUAAAACCUGACACACAUGUGGUAAAACAGCCUUUUCUGCAGUAAAUGUGGAUUGAAAAAAAAAGUGCUGGCCUCAGUCACCCUGUUGUUCUCCUCUCUGGAGUUUAUAAACCCAUAACAUCGAGGUUAGAACAGAGCCUGGGAAUGACUGAUGUGGGUUUUUCAGAGCUGAGACUGAUACUGACAUUUUUAUUUCAAAUCACUGAUGAUAUUUUCUGUAUUUAAUAUGUUUAAUAUGACCAUAUUUAUGUUAAAAACUUCUGAAAUCCUUCUCCUGGAAAUGGCCCUUGACACAACAUUUUCACAGUAAAACUGAAUUCUACUGAAAUUCUCCCAGUGAAUUGAAACCCAGCACAUUUUACAGAUUUUUUUUUUUUUUUUUUUUUUACAGAGAACAGGUCUGUAACUGUGAUUAGUCACUAUGUUAAGGGUGGACAACACUGAAAGGCUGAUAACCUUUUAAAAUAAAACAUCAAUAUCGACCCGACGGAGGAAUCAAACCCUGGAGAAGCGAUUAAAUAGGGUUUUAAAAAAAUACAAACCUUCAGUCACUGAAUUAGUUAGAAGUUAAUUUCCACCAGGGAGAACAUCAUAGACUGAACAACACAACCAAACAUUGUUUGCGUCCAUCUACAUUUUUUUUUUUUUUGUGUAAAAAUUCUUUUCCCUACAAAACAUGGUUCUGGCUGAUAAAAACAGAACUGUACGUGGACGUGAAUGCUGGGAUUAAAUAUGUACACACAGCAACAGGCAAGAACAUCAUGAAGAGCCAACAAGUGAAACUGUAGAUUCAAAGUCGAACUUUUAAUUUCAUGUCAUCUAGAUGAGGAUUGAAUAGAGCAAAUAUGUGACUGCGAUAUUUUUCUGUCCCCGAGUCUGCAACUAUCAUCAUUAUGACUUUGUAAAAGGGAAACUCCACCAGUUUCACACAUCAAAGUCAGUUUGCAGGUGUUGGGGAGUCCUACUGUGUAUGUGAAAAGGUUGUAUAAAACCUUUUGUGUGUCCAGAGGGAGCAGCACGAGUCUGAUCAGCUGCCUCGAGUGAAGUCACUUUAGUCAACGUCUGUGGGUCCUGAAGGGUAUAAGCUUCUGUAGCCCCACUGCUCCCCCACGGCUACAUGAGCCGCUAUUUGCAUAACACCCCUCAAUCUGAGACCAAACUGUGAGCAGUUGAAUUGCAUUGUGUCCAUAGGUGCCAGGUUUUGGCAUGGAAGAGGAAUACAUGGAAUAAAAAAGAUUAGAGUUUUUUUUUAAACUGUCCAUCAUGAGUCCAGCAAUGUUACAGGAGUACUCUGUUAAGGGCCUGUAAAAGUCGAUUACAUGUACUCAAAGGUGUUCACACUACUGCAAAAUAUUUUGCUUUUUCAGUUUCUUCCCUCCCAUGUGACCUUGAGCUGAUGUUUUAUAAUCACUGUGAAAAGGAAAAAGCCUUAUGAAAUCACAUUUUUCAAGUCAGACCACAUGGACAUCUGCUACAAAAUUGGAUCCCCAAGGCUUGAAGACUUGAGUUUAAUUUGUCAGUGUUGCUAUGAGAGAAUGUCCAAGUAUCCGCAUAAUGUCAGCAGCAGUUUGGCUCAGCCAGUUUUGGGAUGAAGGACGACGACACAGCGACGGAAACAAAGCAGAACCAACUUUUCGGAUUUAUACAGGAUAAUUUGCUUGCUGUCUUUCAUUAGACUGCCUCUACUUUUUUAAUGCACAUUUUCUGUUUAAAAAAAAUGUUUAAUCUCCGACUCAAAACUGAGAUAACCCUAAUGAUGUCACUAUGACAUCACCAGGGUCAUUUUCUCAGAGCUAUCAAAGCCUCUCCAGCUGCUACAGAAAACACUGCGCAGCUGUUUUUGCAAACUGUGUCAUGCUCCGCCAUGACAAGUAAUCCGAUUGCCAUGUGUCAGAUUGUUGGAGUGGCCCUUUAAUUCCUAACUACAAGGCCCUGACAUCUGUAAAAAUAUCCAUCAAGAGCAAAAGUGAUCGUGAGUUGGUAAUUAAACAUUUAAAAAAUAAGUUGUAUAUAUUGUACUAACGUGCUGUACUCAGGUCUUUUUAUUUAUAGAGUAAACUGUAGAUCAAAAGUGGCACAACAGUUUGUGCCUUAAAUGCAUUUGUUUUUCAGAGAAUUAGUAAAAAAAAAAAAAAAUGUUUACA